Molecule: messenger RNA, 4506 nt
Organism: Acanthaster planci (crown-of-thorns starfish)
Lineage: Eukaryota; Metazoa; Echinodermata; Asteroidea; Valvatida; Acanthasteridae
Product: monocarboxylate transporter 12-like
Biological process (GO): transmembrane transport
Molecular function (GO): monocarboxylic acid transmembrane transporter activity
Source: RefSeq, a predicted model, not a curated record
AAGUGGGAAAACGCCUUCCCGUCUUACGCAACGGUAUUUUGUUCAGGUCGUGGUAAUUGUCAGAACACCCAUCGUAUUAUUGUGAAUCAAAUCACGCUAUUCGAUGAAGAAUAGGUCGCAUUGUACAAUCGGACACAAUUAGAAUCUUUGGGUGCAUGUCGGAGUUUUCUUAUGUGAGAGAGAGAUAGUCAGAAGUCAUUUUUGACGUGCUCGAGAAAGACAGAGGUUUGGAGAGUGAGUGUGUGCAAGACCGGUUUUGACUCCCUAGCAUCAGAAAUCUGAGCCAGCAGAUUUAGCUUUGUUGUGGAUCUGUUUGGAAAAGGACGGAAAAAUCUGUUUCCGUGAGAAUUAGGCAAACUAGGGCCUAAUUCUAGCCACAUAGACGUCCCGGUCGGCAUUAACGACUUCAUAGCAACAGUUCUCCUCCCCAAGACAGUUGUUCAGCAAAUUACCAUGGCCUUAUGUUGAGACUGGUCCCACUGACUCUACCGAUGACUGAGAAGAGUCCCUUGUGUACCACUAAGGAGCAUAGACUCUGAACUUGCUCUGCUUGACCAAGCUUUGGGCUGAUCUACUGCGGUUUUAUUAGACGCCAGAUUCAGUGGGCUACAGAAACUUCAACAGAUGGUGGACCAAUUAAUUUUGCUAUUUCGAAUAAUUUCAAAUGGAUAUCAGAUGGAAUCUUUCUUUUUUAUGAUUGAUGUGAUGAUCCCAGAGUCACUUGAUUUACUGAGUAUAAUUGAGUUUUCAUGACUUAAUCACAGACCUGUAAAUAAUUCUGUAAGAAGUUAACUUUCUAAUACCAUAUCGAGCUCGUGUUGUAAAUAUUGGAGUACAGAAUAUUGAAAUUCUAGAAGACCGUUUGAUCUUGUUAUUUAUUUUGAUUGUCGGUGCAUCCUAUAGGAUUCGGGGCUGCCAUUCCUACUUGUGAAUAGCCAAAUGUCGGAGUGGCGACACUCAAUACAAUUGCCAGGCCCUUGUUCGUUUUAAUUAACUCACUUCUUUUCCCGAAAUAAUUCAGUAUCGCAUUGAAACAAUAUCAGAUAUUAGAUAAAUUUACCAGUCCCAAAAAAUUAGUCCCUCCAGUAAGAAAGUGCGCCAAGGACCCUUCUCUCAACGAUGCAGAGAUGCGUGUUACAAAUUUGGAAAGUACAAUGGGGACUCUGAUUGAAGCAGAAGCAAACUUUCAAUCACCGGUAGGCCCACGUUUUGCUCUGACGAAACAACAAAUCAAACUGGGGCCGAUGCAAAUUAGCCAAUUCAUGGCGGACAUGAUGGAGGCGCGCCAGUUAAAGUUGGUAAAGUUUGAGCAGACGCAAAAGAUUUUACCAAAACCAAAUAGCGCCCUCUUGUUUUGUCCGUCACUCUUCAAUUGGGCUCAGGAACCGGGACCAAAUACUUGCAGGGUGCAACUGGCAAACAAAACUCUGCUUUCGUGCUUUUCUCGCUCUCACUUGUGACAUUGUACAAGUAGAAAUAAGGGAAUAACUAUGUGCUUUAAGACCGGCUCAGGAGAAUGGAUGCAAACAUAAAUGUUCAGUUUCCUGAGCCGACCCCUUUGGUUUAAGACCGAGCGGGAAUACUUUUCAAUCAGACUUUGCAAGAAGUCAGUGUAAUGAUUGAUUCCCGACGAUUUUGUUCCAGAAUUUUACUUUCAUUUUCCCUAACACCCCUUCCAUGUGUAUGUGAUAAAUUGUCCAAAAGAAUUUCCUUAUAUGAAUUCGGUGCGCGUAGUACACACAGACUCUCGACCAAUCAGAAUUUGAUUAAACUGUCAGGUAUCCAGGUGCCAGUGCGUGAUUUACCCAGCAGCAUUAUCACUAAUCAGCGGGCAUUUUCAGCAUCAGAAAUAAGGACUACAUACACAUGUGCGCAUUGGCAAUGAGUGAAAUUCUUAUGGGCUUUUACACGGUCAAGUUGAACGUUAUAUUUAUGAAUCAUUGAUGGCAGAGACCGUCAAAUAACAUCACACAACCCCCUUGCCCCAGUACAAUAUCAUGACACAAAGAAAGCAAACAAAUACAUGUACAUUGUGCAUAAUGUAGUGCAAGAUCGGUUCGGGUCAUCUUUGAAAAGUGUUCUAGAACCGUGACGGGCUUUUUUACAGUGGCUCAUUGCAUGGUUCACCACUGUUGUACAUACAUGUAGUUUGCGUAACUACUCGAGAACCGGCCCAGAACCGCUCUUAAACCUUAGCCUAAACCUCUUACACAGGAAGCUCCGUACCCUUUUCACUCAGUCAAGCAAAGGUAGUUUUCCAUUGCACUUACUGCUGCACACUUUCUGCUCGCCUAAAAGCCCUUGCAGUGAGUGAAACUGGCACGGUAUUCUCGUGAAACCAUCAGCACUCGGUUGCAGGUUGCUGUAAAGUGUCCUUCGAAAACGAUGCAAACACAUGACACCAGCUGAACAAGCAAGCAGAUACUGUAGAGACCUUGCAAAGUUUUCGUUUUAAGGUUUCCAGUCACCCAUCUUUGGCAGCCUCUCAUUGAGUUACCAUACGAGCUGGGGACACCAUGUUUUUUGAGAUAAGUCCUCAGGAUGGGUGCUCAGUGGGGCUCUGGUUGUGGUAAUAAAGGCUGGUAUGCCGUCCUCUGUGUCCAUGUCGAUUGGCUGCUAUGGACAGGACUCCUCAAAGGUCUAGGAGUGCUGCUGCCGACUCUUCAAGAGCAAUUCACGGCUGACACGUGGAUGAUUGGCGGAUUGAUAGCAACUGUAACUGGUGCUGGCAGUUUCGCAGGUCCGUUAUCCAGACCGUUGGAGGUGUUAUUUGGUACCCGCAUCGUGGUCACAGUCUGUGGAUUCCUCUUAGGGGCGUCUGUCAUCGUCUCGUCCUUCUCGACCAGCGCUAUCCAGAUGACACUUACCCUAUCCUUAAUCGCUGGUCCUUGCUUGAUGAUCACCAGUAUUUUAUCACGAGCCAUGACGGGUCGUUAUUUCACCACAAAUUACGCGACAGUGAAUGGCAUUGCGACUACAGGACACUCUGUGGGCUUGAUCGCCAUUGCUCCGUUGACUCAAGUGCUUUUAGACACCUACGGUUGGCGAGGUGCCUUGCUACUGCUUGGGGCUAUCAGCACGCAUCUUGGUGUGUGUGGCCUCCUGCUAAGACCUCCUACGCCAUCAGCAGAGGGGCGGGACGACUACCUACCUAUCAACUCAAGUGAGGUGGAGCCACCACCGGACGAAUCAAGAAGCCUUAAGGCUCAGAAGGAAUCCAGAUUCCGUAUACUGAAGAACGCCGUGAAGGCUCAGGGGAAUCUUUUCGGCUGCACAGUUUGCAACCGCGCUGCAUUCUGGAUAGCGACAGUUGUAUACAGCGGCAAUGCCUUCGUGGUCACUCUCUGGCUGAUAUACUUUGUCGCUUAUGCCGAGUCGAAAGGUUUCUCUGGGUACGAGGCCGUGACGUUCACUACGGCCGCGGGGAUAGGGAACGUAGUAAUCAAGAUUCUUGUUGGAUUGGUGGUAGAUCGAAGCUGGCUCAAGCUGCGAUUAGCCUUGGUAAUUUCAAUCAUGACUUGUGGCUUGGCUCUAUUCACGCUUCCGUGGGUGAACUCCUAUUGGUUAAUGAUUGUCAACGCCAUCAUUUUCAACGGCUUCGCUGGAGCACAAUCAUCACUUAGUGACAUAUACAUCCGGGAAUUGCUGGGGGCCGAAGACCUGGUUCCCGCUUUCAGCUGGGUGGGUCUGCUAUCGGCCACUAUCCACAUUGCUUUCGGAUUCUUCCCUGGUUGGAUAUUCGACCAGACUGGAAGCUAUGACAAGGCUUUUAUCGUAUUCGGUUUCAUCUUGCUUCUGCCGUUGGCGUCGCUGUUGGUGGAAAAGCUACUCAGCCGACGGAAGGCGUGACCACAACCACAUCUAACUGAAGAGUUACUUUCUUUUCAACUCCAUUCAAAUAUAAACCAUUGGCUGUGCAACCAUGGAGGACGAACACAGGAGUUACAACUCUGGCCGUCAAAGUUCUCGACGAUCAUCGCCGCCCGGCCGGAUGAACAAUUAUAGUAAAUAUUCCAAAAAAUGCCUGAUUACUGCCUGCAGCUUAGCCGGACAAGUGGGGCCAGUAAUAUCAAAGCAAUAUUAGCGGUGUUUUCUUUUCAAUUACAUGCAACCACGCGCACAGCUUAUCGCAGUGUAUUUUUUUUAAGAUUUUGAUCCGUGGAGGAAGGACACAGGAGUUUGAACUGCCCGGCUUGCUGGCACUGUAUGUCCAUAGCCAGAGCGCGGCGAUUGCUUGCCACACACCACCUGUUUCCAUGUGCCGCAUGAUAAUCGCCACAAUUAGUCGCUGGUAAUCUUAAUCCUUAAAACGUUGUGUACUGUAGUAUAGGCAGUUGAAUAUUCAUGCAUCGUUGGUGCUUGGUACGAUCUGACAUCAGAUUUAACGCUUGCGCAGUAGCUUUUAUUAGGCUGUGUUCCCGAAGUGUUCAUGUGCAGUUAUUACCCUAAACAUCGAACGCUUUCUUCUGUACCUACUUUUGGAAUAAAUUACCAAGUUGUUUAUGA